GCUUUUCCUUCAGCUCCUUCUCCUUCCGUGCCGAGAGCCUUUUUCUCAGUUCUGUUUCAAAAACCACAUUGCAAAUUUGCAUCUACUAUCCUCAAGCUUUUACAUAAACAGUUUCUCUUGAUCAUCCGUGCAGAUACUCCCCAUAGUUGAAGAUCACCCUUCGAGAAGCCUUGAGAGCUCAGCUGCUUCCUCCCCAGGCAUCACUUUGGAAGUCACACCAGUUCUCGAUCAAGUCCUGUGAGUCUUCAGGGAGUGCUCGCUCGCGCCUCUUUGCGUCUUUUCUGUUCGUCUGUUGUGGUUGUUUUUUUCUUCCACUUCUUCUGUUCCAGAAUCCACACACCAGCUCGGUUAAGUUACAUUUGCAGUAUUCUGCUGUAACCUUGCCUGUAAUUCUGUAAAAACACUGCAGGCUGUGGCUGCGUCCGACGCUCGCUCGACCAGUUGAUCAUCGCCUAUAGCUUUCAAGCUUAUCGUCUUCUCUCCUCUUCCCUGCUUCCUCCACCCUCCAUCCACUUCAUCCCUCCCUCGUUUCCCUUCCUUCUCCGACUCCUCUUUCUCCUCACCGUCACACCACCAUCCUGCUUUGCCCACCACAACUUCAUCUCCUCCACCCCCCUUCUUUUUCUCUUUUCUCCUUCGAUUUCUUUUGAAUUCCUUUGUUUUGUUUCUCUCUCCAUAGUCUUACACCUGCCUUUGGUUGGUCAACAACUCCUCGAGCCUCUUCCCACCUUGGUUAUUUUCUUCAUUAUUUUAUGUCUCUUUUGUUGUACUCCAACCGUCAACUCGUUCUCCUGCCCAUUUCGCGAACCGUUUAAUCAAAAAAAAAAAAAUCCCAAACAGAGGAUCUUUCCUUUCCUUCCUCCUCCCAGCCCCCCCUCCCUCUCCCCUCUUCGUACUUUCCCAUCCACCCACUUCUUUUGUUUGUUUGUUUGUUUGUUUGUAAUUUGAGCCUCAUCCACAGCUUUCAAUCAUUCAUUCAUGAUCAUGACCGAAGUGUAUCCAGCCCACUAUCACUAUCCUGGUACCGACCACUCGGCUGGCAACUUUGGCCCCGCCUCCAACACCAACAAUCAGCCCAUGUCAAGUGGUCAGAACGACGAGAUGGACAUGCUCAAAUCGACCAACCCAGAUAAGAAGACUCGAUUCGCCACCGGUCCUGCCACUUCUCCGGGUAAUCAGCAGUCCUUCAAUCAAUCGGCCAUCUACAAUGGAAAUAACGGUCUUUCCGGAGGUCAACAGCAGCAACAGCAACAGAACCAGAACAAUAUGGUGGCGAUGGCUGCCAUGUUGGGCCAGAUGCAACAACAACAGCAACAACAGCAGCAAGCGGGUCAAUCGGCUGGAUUCAACCAACUCAUGAACCAAGCAGGCAUCAACGGCGUUGGUAUCAAUACCGCUCUAGCAGCUGGCGUCAAUGGUUAUGGUCAACAUGCCGCUUUUGCUUCUCCGUUACUUGGCACUUUCCCCUCGCCUAACUCUGCUGGAUAUGCCAAUUUUCCCUCCCCCGGACUCAGUCAAGGCAGUUACGGUGCCAUGUCCUCCGCCCAGACUGGUGCAUUUAGUCCAGGUCUCGCCACGGUAUGGCUCAAGUCAGUGGCGGCAGUACCGCUCAAACUGGACGAACGGUCUACGUAGGUAAUCUCCCGGCCGAUGCCGCUGUCGAUGAGCUCCUCAGUCAAGUUCGCUUCGGUCCGAUCGACACAGUCAAGGUGCUCCCCGAGAAAAACUGCGCCUUCAUCUCUUUCUUAGAUCCGACUACAGCUGCCGCAUUCCAUUCGGAUGCUUUGAUGCGCAAGAUCCAGCUCCAUGGCCAAGAACUGAAGAUCGGAUGGGGGAAACCUAGUGCCGUGCCCAUCAACGUCGUCAUGGCUGUCCAGCAAAAUGGGGCCACUCGGAACGUCUACCUGGGCAACCUGGAGGAAACUGUUACUGAGCAGAGCUUGAGGGAUGACCUCAGCCGAUACGGGCCUAUCGAUCAAGUCAAAAUCGUCCGAGACAAAAACAUUGGUUUUGUUCAUUUCUUGUCGAUCGCAACUGCGAUCAAGGUCGUUCAAACCCUUGCCACCGAGCCUGCUUGGGCUGGCCGAAGAGUUCAUUAUGGCAAAGAUCGAUGUGCAUACGUGCCCAAGAACCAACAUCAACAGCAGCAACACAACAUGGCCGCAGCUGCUAUGGCUGCGACUGCCGCUGGCUACGUUGGCUUUAGCAACACCCUCGCUGGGAUAAGCAUGGACCCCAGUCAAGUUCAACCUGGUAAUCGCACCGUGUAUCUCGGCAAUAUUCACCCGGAGACGACCUUGGAAGAGAUCUGUAACACGAUCCGUGGAGGUAUCUUACAGCAAAUUCGUUACAUCCAAGAUAAGCACAUAGCAUUUGUGACAUUUGUCGACUCGAAUGCGGCUGUUGCCUUCUAUCACACGGCCACGUUUCAAGGCAUUGCUCUGCACAAUCGUCGCUUGAAGGUUGGAUGGGGUAAACACUCGGGACCUCCAUCGCCUGGUAUUGCCAUGGUUGUUCAAGCCGGUGGCUCGCGUAACGUUUACAUUGGUCAAAUCGAUGACAUGGAGACUUUUGAUGAGGCGCGAAUCCGACAAGAUUUCUCUCAGUAUGGUGAGAUCGAGCUGGUCAAUCUGCUCAAAGAAAAGAACUGUGCUUUUGUCAACUUCACCAACAUCGCGAACUCGAUCAAGGCCAUCGAAGGCAUUAAACAGAACGAAGAAUACUCCAAAUUCAAAAUCGCUUACGGCAAGGACCGCUGCGCCAACGCCCCUCGCAACGCCCCAUGGGCCCAGCUCUUUUCGCCAACUAUUUCGACAGGCGCCAACGCCGGGCCUCGAAGUGCCCCUGCACAAAUGACUGGCUUCAGCCAAUCGAUGAUGGGUAAUCCCUCCUCCGGAUUUCACAGCGCCGGCUUCAACCCCAACCCAGGACCAGAGGAUUUCUCGAACAUUGUGGUCACUGCUGAGGGUGGAAGCACCCACGCUAGUCCCGAAAUGCCACCACCCGAAGCCUGAUCCCAUUGGCCUUUCCCAACUCACCCUUUUAAGCAUGUAAACAUGCAACUCUGUCCAAAAUGCACUGUACCAAUCAAUUUAGAAUGUGAUGAUGGUUUUCUUCUUGACCCUCGAAUCACAACAAAAAAAACAAAAAGGAAUUCGAUUUCGCAAGCAAUAUGGGGUUUGAUCCGCCACUUACUUUUUAUAAUAAAAAAAACCAGUAACUUUCUUUUACCGAACUCGACAUUCAAUUUUUUUUGUUAGUUCAUUCAGGUGGCGUUUGUGGUGAGAAGACAUACAAGUGAUGUGCAUUCGGGUUUGUUUCUUCGGUGUCGUUGAUGAUUCGGUUUAUUUUCCUUUCUUUCUCCCUCUCUAAAGUGUCUGGUUUCUAUUGUGUGUUUUCCUGCUGUUUCCUUCAUACAUGACUGCUGUUUCCUCACUUUUUUGUUUGAUUCUUUAUUAACACACACAUAUAUAUAGUGAAAACAUGAAGAGUGUUUUUCCCCAUCGCCCUCCUCUUUCUUUUGCCUCUUUAUUAUCCUAUCCUCGUGCCCCCUUUUUUCAUGUCUGCUCUUACUUUGGGGGAUGGCGAAAGUGUCGAAACAAUUUGAGAAGAAAACACUAUGCUUGUUCUUUUUGUCAAGCUUCGGAGAUCGAUCUUCUUUGUCUUUGAAUUAAACUUUUCUUCUUAAAUACAUUCAAACACCAUAACACAUAAAGACAAAGAACAUAUCUUACCAUACGUAGGUUUAGCAGUCUCUUUUUGUUCUACAUGCUUAUUUUGGAGGUACGAGUUAUACUUUGCCUCUAUAUUGAAAUUUCAAUCUGCUUUUGAGAUAGAUCUGUUCCUGUCAUCUAUCAACCAAGUAAUCAAAGCUUCCCUAUAUACCAAGC
Messenger RNA from Puccinia graminis f. sp. tritici CRL 75-36-700-3, 3890 nucleotides. RefSeq lists its product as uncharacterized. Gene Ontology annotation, biological process: mRNA splicing, via spliceosome. NCBI's taxonomy places the organism in Eukaryota, Fungi, Basidiomycota, Pucciniomycetes, Pucciniales, Pucciniaceae. The coding region runs from base 1581 to 3014 and encodes 477 amino acids. The transcript has 9 exons. Gene Ontology annotation, cellular component: cytoplasmic stress granule. Gene Ontology annotation, molecular function: mRNA binding. The record is from RefSeq and is a predicted model, not a curated record.